AUGAACCUGGAGGGUGUGGGCGAUGAGGUGAGAUGUCGCGCCUUUCCCGUGACCUUGGCGGGACCGGCAAUCCGUUGGUUUAACGCCCUCCCUCAAGGCUCUGUAACGACUUUUACGGACAUAACCCGCGCUUUUCUGGCUCAGUUCACCACGCGCAUUGCCAAAGCAAAGCACCUGAUCAACUUGCUGUGGGUGACACAAAGAAGCGGAGAACCGACUAGGAAGUACCUGGACAGGUUCAACGAUGAAUGCCUGGAGAUCGAAGGCCUGACCGACUCAGUGGCCAGCUUGUGUCUGACAAACAGGUUGUUGAACAAAGACUAUAGGAAACACCUCACCACCAAGCCUGUGUGGACAAUGCAAGAAAUCCAAAAUGUGGCUAGAGAGUACAUCAACGACGAGGAGGUCAGCCAGGUCAUGGCAGCCAACAAGCGGCAACCCACCUAUCACCCUGCUCGUCAGCCCGGUAACGGGGAAUGGCCUAAGGAGCACUCCAAGGACGGAACGCCAGCUAAAACCAUUAAGACGUUCCCCCGAGCAGGAAAGUUCACUAACUACACCACCCUAACGGCCCCGAUCGUUAAGGUGUACCAGCAUAUAGCCGACAAAGGCAUCUUGUCGAAGCCUCGCCAACUCAAGGACAGAACCGAAGGGAACAAGAACCUCUACUGUGACUACCACAAGGGCUUCGGCCAUAAAACCCAAGAUUGUUUUUACUUGAAGGACGUUCUGGAGUAG
This is a messenger RNA of Arachis duranensis, 738 nucleotides long. RefSeq lists its product as uncharacterized. NCBI's taxonomy places the organism in Eukaryota, Viridiplantae, Streptophyta, Magnoliopsida, Fabales, Fabaceae. The record is from RefSeq and is a predicted model, not a curated record. The transcript has a single exon. Bases 1 to 738 code for a protein of 245 amino acids.